Rhagoletis pomonella (apple maggot) is the source of this 1039-nucleotide messenger RNA. Its product is annotated as putative nuclease HARBI1. The transcript has 3 exons. Lineage: Eukaryota; Metazoa; Arthropoda; Insecta; Diptera; Tephritidae. The record is from RefSeq and is a predicted model, not a curated record. The coding region runs from base 523 to 894 and encodes 123 amino acids.
UGGUAACGAAAAUAUUUCGUCGAUGGUGCAGUCAACUGCAGCCAACGUGAUCAGGGAAUGCCUAAAUAUUUUUGAGGACCAUUUUUGCCAGAAAUGGGUGAAUUUUAGGAGAAACAUCGAUGAGGAAAAUGCAGUUAAAGAAUAUUUCUUUGAGAAAUACGGAAUACCUGGGGUUAUUGGUUGUGUUGAUGGAACACACGUUCGUAUUAAGUCGCCAGGAAGUGACAACCACCUCUUAUACCUCAACCGCAAGCGUUUUUACAGUCUUAAUGUAAUAGCGAUAUGCGAUCACAACAUGGUAAUCACAUUUGUUGACGCUAGGCAUCCAGGGGCGAAUCAUGAUUCAUUUGUUUGGAAUAGUUGCGUUCCAGAUGCUUCACGAAAUUCACGAUUUGCAGGAACAGCUGUUUUCCCCAUUAAUAAACCUUAUGGGACUUCCUGUAAAAACCUGCAAAUCGUGAAGCAUCUGGAACGCAACUAAUGUGGGUCACGCAGAACAGGAGCUAAAAUCUGAUUAUAACAAUGGAAAAACCAACACAUGGCUACACGCCAUACUUGAUGACGCCAUUCAGAAGCACAGCCGAUGAAAUUCAACGAAUUUACAACACAAAGCACUCGAAUGCUCGUAAUGUAAUUGAGAGAUGUUUCGGUGUUUUGAAAAACCGAUUUCGAUGUAUAAUUGGCUCGAGAGGGCUACACUAUUCACCAGAAAAAGUUACACAAAUUGUAAAUGUGUGCUGUGCUAUUCAUAACGUUUGUAUAUUUUUCAAACAUCAAAUUCCAUUGGAGAGCCCAGAUAUGGAGAAUCUUGUUAGUUACGAAGAACUUGAAAACAGUAACAUUUCGAAUACAGCUGCCCUUAUUAGAAUGAGAGUAGCAGAGAGUUUGUUAUAAACGCAGUUUUAUUAUAAAGUAUGUGUGUCUAGAUUUGAGGUACACCAGCAAAAUUCAUUUGUCUUAAAAUUAAUAAAAUAUUUACAUAAAAAUUCAACAAAAUAUCUUUUCAGUCUUAAAUCCUAAAUCUACAUAUAAACUAAGU